AUGGCAUCCUCACUGAAGACAUCUGCACUUGAAACUAUAUUCGGGGAACAGCUAGACGGAACCAAGCCCCAGGGUGGAGUAGACGCUCCCGCCUGGCACGGCCUUGCCGCGAAGAAGAGGGCUUCGAACUUGGCCAAAAUCCCGCAAGAAUGGCGUCUUCCAAGAGACUUGCUGAAGAACGUCCACGACGAGUCCAAAACCAGCGUCCUCGAUGUCCCGCGGUCCUGUGGACUGCUCACCGCCAAUGAACUGCGAAUCACCGAGACCUUCGACGCCACUGGCCUCUCAGAGCAGCUGUCAGCAGGAACUCUGAAGGCCUACGAUGUAGCAACCGCUUUCUGCAAGCGCGCCGCCAUUGCCCACCAGCUGACGAACUGCCUGACCGAGAUCUUCUUCGACCAGGCCUUGGAGCGAGCCAAGGAACUCGACGAGUACUAUGCCCGCGAGAAGAAGCUGAUGGGGCCCCUUCACGGCCUUCCCAUCAGCCUCAAGGACUCGUACGUGGUAAAAGACGUCCAUAACACCCUGGGAUACAUCUCCUUCUUGGACAGACCGCCAGCCGAGAACAACUCGCCAAUCGUACAGAUCCUCCUGGGCCUGGGAGCCGUGCUAUACGUCAAAACCAACGUCCCCCAGACCUUCAUGACCGCCGACUCGGAGAACAACGUCUUCGGCCGCACGCUCAACCCACGACGACUAACACUGACAGCAGGCGGCAGCUCGGGCGGCGAGGGCGCGCUGAUCGCCAUGCGCGGCUCCCUGCUGGGCGUCGCAACCGACGUGGCCGGCUCGAUCCGCAUCCCAGCGCUGUGCAACGGCGUGUACGGCUUCAAGCCGACGGCGAACCGGCUGCCCUUUGGCGGCAACGCCGCGCCAGGCCGCCUGGGCUCGCCCUCACCCAUCGUGCCGCUGUCAGGCCCGCUGGCCACCUCGCUGCGUGACUGCGAGCUGCUAGUCCGCAGCAUCGUCAGCGCCGAACCAUGGCUGCUGGACGACAGUGCGCUGAACCUUCCAUGGCGGUCGACCUCCCCCCCAGCGUCCUCCACCACCACCACGAAGACCCCCCUCCGCCUCGGCCUCAUCACCGAAGACCCCACCCGCCCGCUCCACCCGCCCGUCCUCCGCGCCCUCCGCACCGCCGCAUCCAAGCUCUCAGCCGCCGGCCACACCAUCGUCCCCCUCGACGAACCCUCCGCCUCCGCCUCCGCCUCCGCGCUCCCCACCCUCAUGACCACCGCCUCCCUCGCCUGGAAACUCUUCGCCCUCGACCCCUCCGGCACACCCCUCCGCAUCAUCCGCUCGGGCGGCGAACCGCCCAUCAAAUCGCUCUCGACCGUGCGCGUCCCGCAAAACGACGGCUGGACGCCCUCGCUCGACGGUCUGUGGGACCUCGUCGCGGAGCGCAAGCGCGUCGCGCGCGCGUUCCACGAGGCCGCCGUGGUCCGCGGCGCGCUCGACGCCGUGCUGCUGCCCGCGCACUGCGCCACCGCCGUGCCGCACGACUCGUACGGCGUGCCGGCCCACACGGUGCUGGCGAACGUGCUGGACUGGCCGGCGGCGGUGGUGCCGUUCGGCGUCGCGGAGGCGGCGGAGGACGCGGCGUUUGUGAGGGAGGGGGUGGAGUACGUCCCGCCGUAUGAGCCGGGCGAGGUCGAGGGCAUGCCGUGUGCGGUGCAGGUGAUGGGGAGGCCGUUGAGGGACGAGGAGCUGUUUGGGGUGGUGGAGGUGGUGGAGAGGGCGUUGCGGGCGCCGUAG
Molecule: messenger RNA, 1755 nt
Organism: Diplodia corticola
Lineage: Eukaryota; Fungi; Ascomycota; Dothideomycetes; Botryosphaeriales; Botryosphaeriaceae
Product: amidase
Exons: 2
Coding region: 1-1755 (584 amino acids)
Source: RefSeq, a predicted model, not a curated record